UUCUUAGGCACAAACGGUGCGACCGGUGCCUAUCCCGAGUCUGUGCAGCUGGCGUGCCAGGGCGCUACGUGUGGGGGAGGCCGGAGACUGAGCCGACCGGUGCUGGCGUCGGUUAAUUUUCCGGAAGGCUAUUUCAAAUUACUAAAGAGAGUGAUUGGAGGCAUUGUUUAUUAUGGCUUACCCGAAAACACCCUCCACGUCGUUCGAGGGCAAAAAGUUAGUCUCUGCAUCCAAGGAAGAGACAGGACUUCCUGAGCUAAAGGAGAAAAAAAAUAUGGUGGAUUGUUCAAAGCCCCUUCCUACGUCCCUUCAGAAUGAGUUCAUCCCGGAAGAAGUUCUCCUUUCUCUGACCUACACAGCCAGCGCCGGUCCUUGUCCUGAAAACUUACUGCCUCCGAAGAAACUUAAGACCCCAAAGGGCACCCUUCCACGUCCGGUUGAUCACGUCUGGCAUCACCCCAUUCGAAGGAAUAAAUUCAAAUAUCUGAUUGACCACCCCGUUUCACUAACGGGCGCUGGAAGGGAUAUUUCUUUUCUGUAUGACAUGAAAUACGUCCAGGGAGAGGCCAGGGAGAGCACACUCUGCCCGCCGGGUGCGGGCCGUUCCUUGCAGUCCCAUGAUGGCGCCAUCGUGCCCCAUAAGCCAAAGAAACUAACAGAUACUUUGAUUCCUGAAGAAUUUCAUAUCGUGUCAAACACAGGAGUCUCAGGUUUGGAGUGUUACGAUGACAAAUACACUACCCUCCUCAAAGACAGUGAAAACAGGCUAUUGCUGUUCCCGUCCAUGAAACCUAAUAAAAGAGUGGAGGUGACCCGGCUGAGCGAUGUGAUGGACACCAUGCUAGAGAGGGCUGGCCUGGAAAAUCAGGACUACACAGGGCCAACCAAGAUGCACAAACUGCUACACAUCCUGAGGCAGGAGCAGAACAUUUACAACACGGUGUUUCACGAGCUCAUUCGACAAGUCAGCGUGGACUGCGCGGACCGAGGGGAGCUGCUGUCCAAAAUCCGAGAGCGGUACGUACAGUUGCUUGACCAAAUUGCCCGGCAGAUGAUCGACUUCUACAAAGACCUGGUGACUCAGCGAAUGAUGGACCAGCGCAUUUUACAAGAACUGUACAAUUUUAAGAAUGUUAUCGAAGAACUGACCAGGGAGCUGUGUUUGGUCCGGGCACAUGAUAUAAAAUUAACAAAGGAAGCAGAGAAAGUCCACAAGGAUUUGACACAAGCUCUUUUAGAUGCUGAGAAAAAUGCCAAGAUUGUGGAAGAGUACCAUGACUUGUACACGCUGCAGAGAGGGAGGAUGGAGAGCGACAUUAAGCAGCUGAUGGCCGAAAGAGACGUCUGGAGCUCGGCCACGUACGAACUGGCGCUGAAGGUAAUUGAAAGAAAUAAAGUCAUAUUGGCUAAAAGACUUUACCUCAACGAAAAAGGCUGGAGUAAAUAUGCUAAGCAUUUCAUCAUCAUGCUGUCGAGCAAGGAUACUUCAGACCUUGCACUGUUGCAGAAGUUGACAGAGAACUGGAAAAUCUUAGUGAGUAAAUUUAGACAGGAAGUAGAAGAAAGCGAAGAGGCUACAAGGGAGCAAAUUCGAAUUAUUAAGGAUGGCCUUAUCAAAUGUCAGCAGUUCUUCAAAAAUAAUAAGAAAAAACACAUUUCAUCCCCUAAAAAAGAAAAUAUAGACCUACUUAUUCCAGACUUCCAGCAGUGGCUAAAGAUACUGAGUGACGACAGAGACAAGUAUACUGGGGAUAUACUAGUGUCCAAAUAUGAUUCUCUCAAGAUCAUUAAAUACUUACAGGAAAACUGGACAGAUAUCGGGCUUGCGAUAUUUCGUCGCCACAUAAGUAUGGAGGGAGAGAUGCCGCCAGAGUAUCAAGAGAUGGAGGAAAUUGCAAAAUGCAUAGAAAGACUCUACAAAGAAUUUGAAAUAAGAAUGAAUGGGGAAAAUGGUGUCUGUAGACUUUUUGCAAGUUUGAUUAGUUCUAUGGACUUCUGUUGUUUCAAGUUGGAAAGCUUCAUUGAGUUCCCUGAAACAUUUCCUGGAGAAUGGGAAGGAUUUGACGAAAAAAUCAAUGAGAUGAAAAUCCAUUUGCAGGCAUUGUUGGACAGCAUUGGCACUGUUCCCCAGAGCUUAGACAUGGAUAGUGGCUCGGCACUUGAAGAACAUAUAUUUAACAUGAUUCAACAAUGGCAUUUGAAAAUAGGCAACGAGAUUAACAAUGGGAACAUCGAACUUCAGCGCCACGUGGAUGAAUUGCAUAUAUCUAUGAUCCAGUGGAUGGUGCGCCUGCUGGUAGUGAUGGUGCCCGACUUUCCUGACCAGGACCUUCUCCCAGGGCUGCAGGAGGCAAGAGCUAAGAAGCACGACGUAAACGUUGCAAACUUGGAGCUCGACGCAGUCGCCCUGGCAAAAAAGUUGUCCAAAUACUCCCGUUAUUUGAACAGCUGCUGCAAAGGGAUGGUAACAGCUACAGCUCUGAGUAUAGCCAGCAACGUACAAAAAUAUUCUACUAAGGAACUUCACGAUCUAAAUGCAAUGAAGAGAGAAUGUUAUGAGUGGAUCACCACGUGUUCUCAGCUCCUCGGUCAGAUGAAAGGCAAACGCAUCAAGUUACUGACCUAUGAAGAAAAGGUGCUCCUACUUGAAGAAGAGGAAAUUAUAAAAGAAUCUGAGUCUGAAACAGACAUACAUUUUGAAGAGGAUGAAAAAGAAAGUAAGAAGGAUAAGAAAGUUGAGAAAGGACCAGAAGAAGAGAAAGCAAAAAAACCGUCAACAUCCACGGAGCCGGAAAAACUCAUUCGGUUCAUUGGAGAAGAUGAAAAUAUUCACUCCAGGCCUCUGUUUGGACCAGAUUUAUUAUCUACCUGGAGAAAGUCAGCUGACCAGGGUGCAUUGGCCCCAAAGUACCUUGAAGCGAUGUCAAUAAUUGAACACACACAGGAGAAGUUAAUGGAGGCUGCCAACCGAGCCAGACGAGCAGAGCAGAAGUUCGAUGAUAUGAAUGAGAAACUUCACUACACCCUCAUAAGAAAUAAAGAACUGGAGAAAGAACUGGAGGAAGCAUUGCUGAAGUCUAAGGAGAAGGAGACUGAAGGAGGAGAAGAGGAAGAAAAUGAAGGAGAAAGAGGAGAAGGAGAAGAGGAAGAUCACAAAGAAGAAGAAGGAGACGAGGAAGAGGAAGAAGAAGAAGAAGAAGAAAUCAGGCCAGCAGAAAGUUCCUCAAAACCCCUGAAGAAAGGGGUACAGCGCAAGGAGGAGACUCUCACCAGCAAACCCAAAGCCCGGAGUAAACCCAGUAAAACCAAGCCCAAGCAGCACCCAUAGGGUGUUGGGGGUUGCCGUGGCUCCGCUACCCGAAC
This is a messenger RNA of Phyllostomus hastatus (greater spear-nosed bat), 3363 nucleotides long. It is a transcript of the gene AXDND1, whose product is annotated as axonemal dynein light chain domain containing 1. The transcript has 26 exons. NCBI's taxonomy places the organism in Eukaryota, Metazoa, Chordata, Mammalia, Chiroptera, Phyllostomidae. The record is from RefSeq and is a predicted model, not a curated record. Bases 173 to 3328 code for a protein of 1051 amino acids.